ACGUCACGCUCAUUUCCAUGUAUGGUGCUGGUCUGUGGUGUCGGUGAGAGUCAGCCCAGCCUCAGUGUUGAGAUCAGCAGCAGCGGCCGGAGAGAAGCCCCGCGGAGAGUUGAAAAAAUGAAUGUGGAACACGAAGUAACACUUCUUGUAGAAGAGAUUCGUCGGCUUGGCAGCAAAAACUCAGAUGGCAAGACCAGCGUCAAAUUUGGAGUCCUGUUCAGUGACGACAAGUGUGCCAACCUCUUCGAGGCGCUUGUCGGAACAUUGAAAGCAGCCAAGCGAAAGAAGGUCAUCAUGUUUGAGGGGGAACUCUUACUGCAAGGAGUUCACGACAACGUGGAUGUCAUAUUGCUGCAGGAAUGAACUUGACAAGCUCUCCCCAUUCAAAUAAAAACAGCAAUUUUGAGAGAUUUAUAGUGAGUGAGAAUUUUGAUAUCAUGCGCUCAAGAAUGUAUCAUUUUUCUACAUUGGAAUAAUUUUUUAUAAAGCUGUUUGAAGGGAAUGAGUUGUGUUGAGUUUUUUUUUUUUUUUUAAACGUGCAACACCCAUUUAUUAUUGAUGUGGUUAAGUUGCUACCUCUUGUAUUCAUUUUUUUUGUAUACAUAUCUGCAAAAACCAAAUGUAUCUUUGCCUUUUGGCACAUAUCAGUCUUGUACUGUAUGGGUAUGUGAGCAUGAAUUAUGUAUGCUUCACAUCUGUGUGAUUUCCACUGUUUUAAUGUCCUAUAGACUUGGCAAAUAACUUUCUGGUGCAAUACUUGUACUGUGAAAACGACCAUUAUAUUAUUUGUGCCAAAUGUUCAGUUGAUAUACGUGAAUAAAAUUAUUAUUUUUUUCUAUUUAGGAGAUCUGAAAGUAAAUGUAACAUUUGAAAGCUUUUCAAAUAUAGAAAAUGUUAAUCUUUGAAAACAAUUAUAUACCUCAUGGGGUUUAUAGCACACAUUUCUAUAAGGUAUUUUAGAUGAUAUUAUUAAAAUGCCAAGCACCUUUUGAAUCAGGCUCAGUUACUCAUUUUGGGGGUCGAAUGUCUUUUUAAACACAGCCACUUUUUGGACAGAUAUGACUGCAUCUUAUUAAAGUGUUUUAAUUAGCAAUAAAGAAAUUAGCAAGAAUUGAACCUAUUGUUGAAUUAGGUUGGUGCAUUUUAAAUGUAUCAUGAAAUGUCAAAGAAAUGUACUGGACUCAUAUGGUCUGAAUCUCAGAUGGUUGUCUUUACAGGCAUAUAACUCUUCCCAGGUGUUGAGGCCAUCAUUUAAUGAUACAUGACAUGCUCUCCAUUAGGAGCAGGGAAAAAUCUGAGAUUCAGACUGAGACCUUUGCCUUUAUAUUAGCAUCUUUUUAUCAUUCUGUUCAUUAAAAUGUACCACUUGAAGUCUCUCGAAA
Messenger RNA from Astyanax mexicanus (Mexican tetra), 1382 nucleotides. It is a transcript of the gene abracl, whose product is annotated as ABRA C-terminal like. The record is from RefSeq and is a predicted model, not a curated record. Bases 22 to 363 code for a protein of 113 amino acids. Lineage: Eukaryota; Metazoa; Chordata; Actinopteri; Characiformes; Acestrorhamphidae. The transcript has 3 exons. Gene Ontology annotation, biological process: regulation of actin filament-based process.